CGGAAGCCUGCCUGAUAGUGAUGAAGGCAAAUAUCGAGGAGCGCUCCCAAGCAAACCGGAGAAAGGUCCGCAAGGGUACAAGGAGCUGCUGGGAAUGCAAGCGGCGCAAGGUUCGCUGUAUCUUCAGCUCCUCCCCCAAUACCAUCUGCGAUAACUGCAGGCGACGGGGAUCUACAUGUAUCAGUCAGGAGCUCGCAGACAGCCCUAUAUCUACAAGCAAAGACUUGGUUGAUGCUAGGCUCGAUCGAGUAGAGAGGAUACUCGAACAGCUGGUUGACUCGGGCAGCCAAUCGCUAUCUCUUGAAAAUCAUACCGAAACCCCUCCCAGUUUGGGGAUAUUGGACAGUUAUAUGGACUCUAGUCGAGAAGAACAAGAGCCGUCUUCAGCAAACAACAUUCCCACAAACCCGUAUGAGAGCAUAACCCGCGACCUUUUCGCGGCCUGGCCGAGCCAGAGGGAGCUCAACCAUAUCUACAAUUUCCCUGUUGGCAUAUCAGUAUAUAUGAAUUAUGAAAUUUGGGUUCCUAAUUCCCCCUCCACAGACGGCAGCCUACCAACUUUACAAGAAAUGCUCCAAUUACCAGCAUCAAACUCCCACCCCGUCCUAAUCGCACGCAAACUCCUCACCCUCGCCAUCUUCCUCCAAGGCAUCCCUCUAUCCUCCAUCCAAACCCUAUCUAACCUAUCCAUCUCCCACCACGACAUCAUGACCCGCGCCGUUACCCGUGCCACCAGACUAGUAACCACAAACGACGAGCUCACUCCCUCCAUCGAAGGCCUGCAAUGCAUCAUGCUCGAAGCUCAGUACCAAAACUACGCCGGAAACCUCCAUCAAGCCUGGCUAGCCACCCGCCGAGCCACAGCCAUCGCACAGAUGCUAUCUCUCCACCGAGGGCUUCCCCCAUCAUCCCUGAAGACUCUCGAUCCAGCUACGCGCGACACCCUAAACCCAGAUUACCUGUGUUUUCGCCUCGUCGAGAUGGACCUCUACCUCUCCCUGAUGCUAGGCUUGCCACCUACCAAUCUCGAAGUACGGUGCCUCUGUCCUCAAGCCCUAGAAACAUGCAUACCCCAAGACCGCAUGCACCGCAUGCACUGCAUUAUAGCAGGCCGUAUCCUCCACCAACGCAGCGCCCAGAUGCCUCCCCAGUGGUGGCUCAUUCCAGAGCUAUCACCCAACCAAGGCCAGACACUUAUAAUCAACAACACCCUCCGCCUAAACGCCCAUUUCACGCACUACCAACUUCUCCUCCGCCUGCACCUCCCCUACAUGCUCCGCUCAUCACACGAUACUACUGCGUACGACCAAAGAAAACUGACCCUCAUAACCGUGAGUCGCGAGAUACUGGCCCGAUAUAUCGCUUUCCGAGCCUCGAGUCCAGCGCACUAUUAUUGCCGUGGGGUGGAUUUCAUUGCUUUUGUGGCGAUGACAGUGUUGUGUAUUGCGCAUAUCGACUCUUCAAGCCAUCUUCAACGCGAGAAGAAGGGAGGAAUAGGAACAGUAGUCAGUUUCCUCGCGCAUAGUCGACCUAGUGAUCGCGGGAUGAUGGAGCGGACACUCUCUAUUAUUGAGGAUAUGGUGGAGUCAGGGUCAGGGACGGAUGAGAUUGCGGGGAAAUUGGCAGGUAUAAUGAGGCAUUUGUUGGGGGUGGAGGAGAGUGCUGCUGGGGGCGUUGGAUAUGUGGCUAGGGAGAAUAUGGGUGAGGAUGGGAAGGGAGGAAAGGAGUAUGAUGGGAGGGUAGGAGAUGGAGGAAGGAGUUUGCAUGUUUAUAUUCCAUAUUAUGGGACGAUAGGAUUUGAGAGGAGUGAUAAUGAUGACAUAGGGAGUGGCGGUGGUGAUGGUCGUGGUGGUAGUGAAGAAUGGGAUUUACAUGCGGUGGAUGUGGCUUUGUUCAAUAGUUUAUUUGGGGAUAUGGGGGUUCCCGAUAUUGGGGGCGAGAGGUGGGAAGAAUGGGUUGGUGUAUAG
Aspergillus eucalypticola CBS 122712 is the source of this 1967-nucleotide messenger RNA. Its product is annotated as Zn(II)2Cys6 transcription factor. Bases 21 to 1967 code for a protein of 648 amino acids. Lineage: Eukaryota; Fungi; Ascomycota; Eurotiomycetes; Eurotiales; Aspergillaceae. The transcript is spliced from 3 exons. Gene Ontology annotation, molecular function: zinc ion binding; DNA-binding transcription factor activity, RNA polymerase II-specific. Gene Ontology annotation, biological process: regulation of DNA-templated transcription. The record is from RefSeq and is a predicted model, not a curated record.